Messenger RNA from Ceratotherium simum simum (southern white rhinoceros), 2689 nucleotides. RefSeq names its product transcription factor CP2 (gene TFCP2). NCBI's taxonomy places the organism in Eukaryota, Metazoa, Chordata, Mammalia, Perissodactyla, Rhinocerotidae. Gene Ontology annotation, biological process: positive regulation of transcription by RNA polymerase II. Gene Ontology annotation, cellular component: nucleus. Gene Ontology annotation, molecular function: DNA-binding transcription activator activity, RNA polymerase II-specific; RNA polymerase II cis-regulatory region sequence-specific DNA binding. The record is from RefSeq and is a predicted model, not a curated record.
AGGGCGCCAUGAUUGGUUGGCGCUGGGGCCGCGGGCGGUGGGGGAGCUCGGCGAGUCUGGGUUUCACGCCGGUGUCGGACUUUUCCCUUCCGUGUGUCGAGGCCGUGGGGGGCUGCAGAGGGAGGGGAGUCGGCUCGGCGGAAACCUGGAUUUGGUUCUAAGAGCCGUGGGGUUGAGCGGGGGUGACCGGAAGUCAUCUUGGGACUGACCGGAAGCCAGGCCUGGAGGGGACAGGGAGAGCGGGUCCCCGGAGGGAGGGGGCUCCCAGUGGAAGGGGGCGGGGGGAAAGGUGGGAGAGCGGAGUGGGAGCGCCGGGUAGGCAGCGCGUGCCGCUGCUGGUCUGUUUGGAAAGCAGUGUGACCACCACGAACCCAAGGAGUGGGAGUAUGGGAAUCCAGGGCUGCCUCUGGGCAGUCUGGAGUAGUUAAGCAAAGGGGCCCUCGUGCGGCUCCAGAAAGCUGGGUGGGAGGGGUUUUCAGUCGGGGCAGCCAAGAGCAAGGAGGCAAGGGUACGGGCAAUUAGUUAGAUUGUGCGGGCAGUGCGGGUUGGGCUUGGGGGUGGCUGGUAGGUACUGUGUGGGAGAUCUUGGUUUGGAGUUUUCUACAGUCUUGCCCCUGGUGGGUAGAAUCACACUACUCGCCUUUGUACAAGAAAACGGUGUCUCCUGGGGCAGCGAAGGAGCCAGGAUGGCCUGGGCUCUGAAGCUGCCUCUGGCCGAUGAAGUGAUUGAAUCCGGGCUGGUGCAGGACUUUGAUGCUAGUCUCUCCGGGAUCGGCCAGGAACUGGGUGCUGGUGCCUAUAGCAUGAGAUUGUUCCAGAUUUGGCCAGAGGAACCCCUUCAAGCUGGCUCCACACAGAAGCCUUUUAAAAUUAAGGUCUUGCUGAUGCCUAUUGUUCCGAGUGAUGUCCUCGCAUUACCCAUUUUUAAGCAAGAAGAGUCAAGUUUGCCUCCUGAUAAUGAGAAUAAAAUAUUACCUUUCCAAUAUGUGCUUUGUGCUGCCACCUCUCCAGCAGUGAAACUCCAUGAUGAAACCCUGACAUAUCUCAAUCAAGGGCAGUCUUAUGAAAUCCGAAUGCUAGACAAUAGGAAACUUGGAGAACUUCCAGAAAUUAAUGGCAAAUUGGUGAAGAGUAUAUUCCGUGUAGUGUUCCAUGACAGACGGCUACAAUACACUGAACAUCAGCAGCUGGAGGGCUGGAGGUGGAACCGACCUGGAGACAGAAUUCUUGACAUAGAUAUCCCAAUGUCUGUGGGUAUAAUCGAUCCUAGGGCUAAUCCAACCCAACUCAAUACAGUGGAGUUCCUGUGGGACCCUGCAAAGAGGACAUCGGUGUUUAUUCAGGUGCACUGUAUUAGCACAGAGUUCACUAUGAGGAAACAUGGCGGAGAAAAGGGAGUGCCCUUCCGAGUACAGAUUGAUACCUUCAAGGAGAAUGAGAACGGGGAAUAUACUGAGCACUUACACUCAGCUAGCUGCCAGAUCAAAGUCUUCAAGCCCAAAGGUGCAGACAGAAAGCAAAAAACAGAUAGGGAGAAAAUGGAGAAACGGACACCUCAUGAAAAGGAGAAAUAUCAACCUUCCUAUGAGACAACUAUACUCACAGAGUGUUCUCCAUGGCCCGAGAUAACAUAUGUCAAUAACUCCCCAUCACCUGGCUUCAACAGUUCCCACAGCAGUUUUUCUCUUGGGGAAGGAAAUGGUUCACCAAAUCACCAGCCAGAGCCGCCCCCUCCAGUCACAGAUAACCUCUUGCCAACAACCACACCUCAGGAAGCUCAGCAGUGGUUGCAUCGAAACCGUUUUUCCACAUUCACAAGGCUUUUUACAAACUUCUCAGGGGCAGAUUUAUUGAAACUAACUAGAGAUGAUGUGAUCCAAAUCUGUGGCCCUGCAGAUGGAAUCAGACUUUUUAAUGCAUUAAAAGGCCGGAUGGUGCGCCCAAGGCUAACCAUUUAUGUUUGUCAGGAGUCCUUGCAGCUGAGGGAGCAGCAGCAACAGCAGCAGCAACAGCAGCAGAAGCAUGAGGAUGGAGACUCAAAUGGCUCUUUCUUUGUGUACCAUGCCAUCUAUCUCGAAGAACUGACAGCUGUGGAACUGACAGAAAAAAUUGCUCAGCUUUUCAGCAUUUCCCCUCGCCAGAUCAGCCAGAUCUACAAGCAGGGGCCAACAGGAAUCCAUGUGCUCAUUAGUGAUGAGAUGAUACAGAACUUUCAGGAAGAAGCCUGUUUUAUUCUGGACACAAUGAAAGCAGAAACCAAUGAUAGCUAUCACAUCAUAUUGAAGUAGGUGUGGGGCUUUCCAUGCUCAGUGGCUGCUGCUUCCUUCACCUCUUGGAAACUCCCUCCUGCAGAGGGUCUCGCAUGGAGAUUUGAGAGUCUGCAGGAACCUGACCCAUCUGACUGUGUGUGGAGGAGUCCAGGCCAUGGAGGCAGAAUCCCGGCCAUCUGUGUUGGCCUAAGCUCUUGUGGCACACACAGAUUACGGCCCAACAUGCAUUUCUGCAGCUAUUUCUUAGUUAAAAUUUCUGGACCCUGUUGUUGUUGAAUAUCAGUAGAAACUCCACAUCAGUUAGGGAAUAUGUAGGGCAUAAUGAUGAUGAGAAUUGUGUGAUGUUUAAUGGAAAGAUGUUAAAUUUUGUGAUAUGGAGCCAUGUAAUUUUUUUCUAAUAUAAAAAGUGUACAUCUAUA